Molecule: messenger RNA, 901 nt
Organism: Cladocopium goreaui
Lineage: Eukaryota; Dinophyceae; Suessiales; Symbiodiniaceae
Source: the annotation of a GenBank genome assembly
GAACAGCACUUGGAGUGCAAAGAGUGGCAAAUCUUAGGUCCCUUGGGCAUCGAGGUAGUCCAAGAGUUCUCACUGCCACUGGGACGUCUUUGCGUCAGCGUGGGAUCUGUGGAACGCUUCACAGGCGAUGCCAUUGUGAACGCCGCCAACGAGGCUUGUCUGGGUGGCGGAGGUGUAGAUGGCGCGAUCUCCAAAGCCGGUGGCAAGAAGCUGCUGGACGCGCGCAAAGGCCUUCCGGCCAAGAGUGGAAAGAGAUGUCCCACACGACACGCCGUCGUGACGACCGGCGGGGACCUAGCAGCGAAGUGGUGCAUCCAUGCCGUGGCGCCGCGGUACCCUGGAAAGGGCACCCCAGGGGAGAAGAAUGCGGCACAACUGGCGGACUGCGACGCCCUACUGGAAGGUGCUGCCCAAAUGGCCAUGAAACUGGCAGCAGAAAAGAGGGUGAAGACCAUCGCUUUUCCCAUCCUCGGCAGUGGCAUCUUCCGGGGCUGUCGGUCAUUGAAGGAGGUGGUGGCUGCGAAUCUGCGUGGCAUCUGCGCUGGAGCCUAUGAAGGGCCCCCUGCGGAAGUAGCGGAAGCGGUGGCGGGAGGGGCGGCGGAAGCGGCGCCGGCAGCGCCCAGCCUGGUGCGGGUGGCGUCAGAACAAGUGCAAGCGGUCUUCCGCGAGUGGGACACCAACAUGGAUGGCUGUCUCAGCGUCGCCGACAUGUCUCGUGUGCUGGCAGAGAUUGGCAUCAGCAAGGAGGAUGCCGAGAAACUCUUCAACGAGGCGGAUCUCAACAAGGAUGGCAUGCUUGACUACGCAGAAUUUACUCAGUGGCUCUACACUGACUCCAACAAAGAGUUCAGAGACCACGUGUUUCACAAAAGGGCCCGGUUGCAGCGUUUCACCGGGAUGG